AUGAGUAAAUGUGAUAACUUCAAAAUAGGCCAAGAAUUCCUCACUGCUCAAAAUUGGCCCGUUACACUGCGCAAUACAACUCAUGAUCGAUGUUAUUGUAAUCAAUGUUAUGCCCCAUCCAGUGACAACACUUAUUUCGUCGGCGGCUACACUUAUGUCGUCCCACGUGAAUGGACUCGAUUUGGUAUACAUAUCGAUGAGCCGUUUGCAAAACACCACAAUGUAUGGAUGUUAUGGGCCAACUGUUACCAUGGAACAAGUAUUGAGUGUGCUAAAUCAAUCGUUGAACAUCGCCAGAUGCUCCUACCUCGUGACAUAACAUUAGAUGGUAAGAAGCUAGAAAUACGUGACGGUCAUAUUCCUGAAGAAUAUUACAUUUUUACUACUCCAACCAUUAAGUACGCUGCUCUUGAGUGCUAUGCUCAUACAUAUAACUUCACAUCUCCAACAACCAACAAAUGUUACAAGAUCAAAGUGGCACUACAGUGUAAACAAAAACAGGAUUCAUUUAUCGUCCAACCUGAAACUGUAGGCGCACGAAAGCGGCGAGAAACAAUAUGUCCGCAUAUAUCCAACGAUUAUAUAGAAUGGAAGACACAGCAGCGCGCAUCUAUUAUGGCAUACGGACUGAUGCUUCACAUUAUGUGCAAUAAUGACAAUACUGCUUAUAAGAAGCCCGAGACAACGAAAGGUCCACAAGAGAUCAAGUGUCCUCAUUGUAGUCGAACAAAUGUUUUUAAAACCAGCGGUUACCGUGAAGGAUCAACUGUUAACUGUGCAUAUGAAAAUUGCAAGAAAAAUUUUCAACAAGUUUGUUGUCCCAAUUGCUCUAAAUGGAUUCCGUUGCAAAAUGCAAAUUAUAACGAAGGACUUACUACCACCUGUCCAUAUGAAGGCUAAAUAGAAACUUCAAUGGCAAAACAUUAUCAUAUGUAUGGAAUUAGUAUUGCACUUGUUGACGCAGAAAUUAAUGUAACUGAUGACGAUCUUGAAAAGAUCAAUGAAGAACGACAAAAACAAAUGCUUAAUCAUCUAAAAAAUGAUGAUAAUGUUACGCUAACUCCAGAUGUUGAACAUACUCGUUGUACAUUUCUUGGUGUUAAUGUUACACAAUCAGAACAUGGUAUUGUAUCAGAUUAUGUUUAUUUCGAAGCUUAUAUGGUUAUGUCUCUACCUACUCUUGCUGCUGCUAUUCGUAUACAUGAAAUAGCUGAACUUAAUCAAGUAAAGAGAGUAAUGAGCUGUUCUAAUGCUGGUAUCAUCCCGACUUAUUGUGAUCAUUUAUGUGAAAUAUUAAAUAAAUUACUUGAUUUUUUAUUUUGUAAUUGA
Messenger RNA from Adineta steineri, 1329 nucleotides. The record is from the annotation of a GenBank genome assembly. Lineage: Eukaryota; Metazoa; Rotifera; Eurotatoria; Adinetida; Adinetidae.